AUGCCCCAACUCGCCUCCACCUACCGCGCUGCCUCCGAAGACGUCCCCACCCCCCAGUGGUUCCUCAACCACGAUUUCCACCUCUCUUUCCUCCACCUACCCGGCAACGAAGUUGCCGGAUACGGUGAGCCCUCCCCACGCCAAUACGUUGGGUGGCUCCUUCUGCAACCCAACCCGGAAUUGCACAACGUCUUGGAAUGGCGAUUCCGGGACGUCCCACCCACCCGUCAUACCUGGGCCAUCUACGGCGAGUCGGUCGUCACCCUCACCCACCUCCAGACCCUCGACUGGGACGUCGGCGAGCUCACCGACCCAACUGGCCAACAACGGGCCUACGACACCGUCUCCCAGCUGCAGGCCACAACGAUCGCCAUGUCCGACCACGCUUUAGAUAUCAUUUGCGCCCCCCAUCAUCUCUUUUUCAUUGCUGACCUCGUCAACCACAUAGAGCAGGUUGACCGCGAACACGAGCGGACCUGGCUGGAGCGCGUCCUCGCCACCAACAACAGCCACGCCGCCUCCCCUAUUCCCCCCACCCCGCCUCUGCCCGCCCCAGAAUGGGGAAACCCGGCCGACAUCUCCGGAUGGGGUGACACCAACGUCGACUGGAGCAACACUAACUGGGGGAACGUCCCCAUGGACGAGGCCGACAUGGAGUGGUCCUCCCCUAUACAACCUCCGCGCCGCUCCCCUCCACCUCGUGACUCCCCCUCCCCAACACCGCAGCACCUCCGCCCAAUGCCCGCUCGCCUACGCUCCGGCGCGCCCCCUCCGACCGGUACGCACCCCUCUCCCCGCUCUCCCAGCCCCACCCCCCGCUCCUCAAGCCCCGUCGAUGAAAACGAACCCCCGUUCGCCAUAGUCGUCGACCCCGCGUCGCCCCUGGAGUGGCCAGCCUCGGCCGUCCGAACGGUCCUCAGCACCAUCAGUGGAGGCGACCUCACCGACACCACCGACCCUGAUGCCCUGUCCGCGUCCCCUGCCCCUCCAACUCCCCCGCUCCGCCAACCAUACGGAGGGGCCCUCCUCUACGAUGAGCGACUCCCGGACGGCUGGCAAAUCGGGCUGGAAGAACCCCAUCACGUCGGCGGACACCCUUGGGAGUGGCGUAUCUCAGGCCACCUCAACGGGACUGCUCUCCUCGAGGUCCAACUCCGGAGCUACGCCUGGGACGAGCAGUGGGAGCACAUGCCUGGCGUCGACAACGCCUACCUCAUCGGCGUCUUGGCCGACAACCUUCACCCCAGUGGACGGUUCACGGAGACUCAAUACCUGGGAUUCCUUCGGGCGAUGAUCCAGGCACGCGACCCCGCCACCCGCAUCACCGACCACGACGUAUGGAGAGAAGCGGCCGACAACCUCGUCGACGUGUACGACGUCCGCAACAUCCCCGUCUCGGUCUGCCAGUACCGGAACGGACGUGCCGUACGCCUCUACGACAAUAUGUCGGGAAACGACCUCCAUCGCAGCGUAUGGGGGAACUUCUACGAUGACGAGAUCCUCGACGUCUCCAAUUACGGUGACUCCCCUCCACCCACCCCUGCCACACCUGCCGCACCCAUCGAGGAGGUCCUCCGUUCGCGCAGCCCCUCCCCCGUAUCCCCGCCCGCUGUCGUCCACGACCUCCCCGCUGACGCCAUCUCCACCCCUUUCCGUCCCAGGCGCCCCGCCCCCGCUAACCCUUCAUCCCGUUCCCCAUCGCCCCCCGCCGCCUCCCCAACCAUCGCACCGUCGCCGUCCCGCUCCAUCACCUUCCUCUCCGGGGCCUACUUCAACCCCAUUGAUCCUGGCUUGAACAUCAGCCUCUGGUACCCGCCAGCGCCCUCGUCACCGCUCACGGAGCCGGACUUGGAGUUGAACGAUCGGGACGAUCGUGCUUAG
Messenger RNA from Dichomitus squalens LYAD-421 SS1, 1881 nucleotides. RefSeq lists its product as uncharacterized. The record is from RefSeq and is a predicted model, not a curated record. NCBI's taxonomy places the organism in Eukaryota, Fungi, Basidiomycota, Agaricomycetes, Polyporales, Polyporaceae. The coding region runs from base 1 to 1881 and encodes 626 amino acids. The transcript has 2 exons.